UGACAAAUCGGGGGUAUGGCAGAAGGGAUCCGUCCAAUGAGCAAUGCAGGUAUUGCACAAUGGGCGGAUAUUUCGUGCAAACAUGUCCAAUGCUCAACCAUGAUAUCAUGAGACAGAGAUGCAGCAGGUCCCUUAAGGGUGAGAUUCUCGGACCCCAGGGAGAGCGCGUAAAUUGGAAUUCGCCAGGAGGGAUGCGGCGUGCCGUCAUCGUCCUGAAUAACUUGGAUAUAGCCGCCGUAGAAGCAGAGCCAGUAGCCGAUAUUGUCUGGGACCAGCCGAGGGGACGUGGACCACAGGCUAGUUUCAUCCUAGAAGGCAAUGAGCAGGAUAGGGUAAACAUCACCAGCCGGCGGGCCGAUGCGGAAAAGAAGCUUAUUCGAGACACGAUAAUGGAAGAGGUUGCUGGGACUGGCGCACAUCAGGAAGAAACUGAGACCGGGGAACAGGAGAAGGUCUACGGGAAGACAAGGGAAGAGGAACCGAUAGACAAAGUUGCAGCGGCAAAAAAGAAGUUCAGAUACCAAAUCCCGAUCUUGACCUCGCCAGAGAUUGACGGCACCUUGAGCAAGCUCCUGGGUACCAUGAUAUCGGUAUUCUUCCACACCAUGCUGCAAGCCAGCCCAAGGAUGCUUAAAGGACUCAGGCAGUUGCUAACGCACAAGCGCGUAGAGGUAGAGGAGGCCCCGGAACCACCGGAGCAGGAGACGGAAAAGGCAGAGGCACCCCAAGGCGUCUCCAACCUCCAAAGGAUUCCUGGGGAUCUGGAGGACCUGGAAAAGACCUGACAAGCGCCGGGAAACAAGAUGGCGCGAUGGUUGUCGCCUCCUGUCUACUCUAGUGGUCCGGAAAUGCCUAUAGAGGUAAGGGAUGGGGUAGCUGUUGUUCUCCCGGAAGGAGGGAUGUCGACCGACCUAGGACCAGCCUACGAAACCAUGAUACUGGACGAGAAGGACGCGUUCCUCUGGAUAGAGACAAUCUGGACUAAGGUCAGCCCGACGAGACUUUCACCUAGCUUGAUGGACCUAGAAUUCCGAGGAACAGUUGAAGCUCGAGGAUGGCUCUACCUAUCACAGGAAUUGGAAAAUGCAAUGGUAGUGGGACUAGUAUUGGGCACGGCACCGGAUCAACUGUUUAGGCAAGCGGAACGGGAGGUGGUAUGGGCAGCAUGUCAGCGGGCAAAAAUGGAGAUGGAAAGGAUGGAGGUGCGAGUGGAACUCGGGGACCGGAAAAAUAUGAGACGUCCUCUUAGGACAAUGAGCCAAGAGAUCAAAGGCGAGUGCGCGAUGGCGCGAAGAAGGACGUUCCUUGAGGAACGCCCCUUGGGCAUUGAACCGCCUAGGGAAGUACCGGGUGGGAUAGAGGUUACCUUGCCGGCGGCGAGUGGAGGCUGGCACCCGGUGGCGGAUUGGGUCGGAGUCGAACUUGUGGAGAACAUGGUUUACUUGGUGACGAAAGUUGAGUGGCAUGCGGACGAGAAUGGGGAGUGGAACCCGGACCCGCGGGGGCAUGUGCGUGCAGAAGGACGGUUGUAUGUGUCGAAAAAUGGGUGGAGGGAAUUCGGAGUCCGGCUGGCAUCUGGAGAAGACCCGUUGAGCAUGUUUGAAGGGGCGUGGCAGUUAGUGUGGCGAGCGGGAUUUGAGUUCGCAAAUCCGGGGGUUGACGAUGUAACAGCGGACCUUAGGGUAGCCAUGGUCGGGAGUUUUGACUUGCCUAGUGAAAAUGUACGAAUGAGGCUGCCGCCCUCCCUGCCGGAAAGGCUGGGCGGUCUGGGACUUGUUAGACAAGCGGUAGCCGACCUCGCAAGCCUGACAUAUGAAGAUGCAAUGGUACAUCGAGAAUACUAUCGGGCCUUCCUAGAAAUGGGCCCGUUCAGUGGAGAGCAGAAGUAUGAGGUGUUGCGCAUCUUGCGUGCUGUGUUUAGCACCAGGCCGAGGGCUCCGGUCGUGGGAAGUGACGUCCUGUGGGGUGUCGUCCGACGGGAAAUAAGUCAAGGGAUGGUGUACGUGGAUGAUCUGUACCGAUUGUAUGAGCCGAUGGACGUAGGGACGGGCCAAUAAAAGAGGUCAAGGAAAGAAAAGGAAGGUUCAAACUAGAGACCCGGGAGUGUUCGGGCGGGAGCUGAAGAUUAAAUGAAAUAAGUAAAACCGC
Chara braunii is the source of this 2148-nucleotide messenger RNA. Lineage: Eukaryota; Viridiplantae; Streptophyta; Charophyceae; Charales; Characeae. The record is from the annotation of a GenBank genome assembly.